CUUUUCAGGAGGACGCAGGCAGCAGGAGCCAUCGCGACUCAUCACAUGGAACUAUAGUUGAUUAUAAAGUAUAUUAGUCGGAGUAUUUUCGAGAUCUGACGUUUAUACGGAACGAACUAAAGCCGUGUGGUGCCUCCAAACCGGACUCAUCUGGAGAGAGCAGAGCAGAAGGGGUCAGAGGUCCACACCAGACCUCCAGCGAGAUUCUAGGAAAGAAAGUAUUCACACUGGAUAAAAAACACAGACGUGGAUCAAAAGGCAGCUGGAGUUUUCACCCCAUCUGAUACCGACCUGUUGGUGGGUUGUUGUUUCGAUUUUUCUGCCUGGGUUCAAGUUGAAACAUGACUUGGUGGAUGAAGGAGAAAGCUCACUUUCAGGGAAGCUGGACACACACUGCUGCUGCUGCUGUGUGCACAAUUAUCACACUUCUUUCACAAGUGCUUUGUGUACACUCUGCGUCCUUCCAUUUCACGAAGGAGCCCAAAUCUCAGGAUGCACUGCACGGACGCAGUGCCAUGUUACGGUGUGAAGUGAACGAUCCUGGCGGCAUCACCUAUAGCUGGCUUCACAACGGCCAGCCCGUCUCUGACUCGGAGCGGCGCUUCCAAGAAGGAGGCAACCUGAAGUUCACCGCCAUCGACCGAACCCUGGACUCCGGCACUUUCCAGUGCGUGGCGACCAAAAACAUGACCGGAGAAGAGGAGCGCACAAGUGAAGCAAAUUUCAACAUUAAGUGGUUGGAAAGUGGUGGAGUGAUGCUUCAGAGUCCAGCCUUGGAGACGGAGAUCGAGAGCUCCUCGUCUGUGACGUUACGCUGUAAUAUUGAUGGACAUCCACGAACGCAGCAAGCCCGGAUCGCUCUUUAUCUGGAAUCGCUCAUGGAUCGCUUGAGUGGAACCUGGAAAUGUUUGCCGACAAAUCGCUGGUACAGAGACGGAGUGUUUUUAGCAGAGAAGAGCCAUAAGAUCAACAAUAAAGAGCGAACGCUGACUCUCCCCAGUGCCAGUCCUGAUGAUAACGGCGUCUACUACUGCUGUGCCAAAAACGCUGCUGGCCAAGUGUGCAGCAGCAUCAACUUCACCCUUAACAUCAUCGAUAAGAGUUACCCCCAACCGGUGGUGAAACCCGAGGAUCUGGUGGUGCUGAGAAACGAGGAGGCGCAUUUUCAUUGCCAGUUCACGGCUGAGCCGCAGCCCACUGUAGAGUGGUACCACGAGAAUGAGCUGAUCUCCAACAAGAGUCGUGUGUUCCUGCUCAACAAUGGCUCACUCUUCAUCAGCCAGGUGAAGCAGCGCAACACCGGCCGCUACAGGUGUGUGGCUCAGGGCCUCCGUGGCCUGCCUGUCUCAUUGGAGGCCUUUCUAAGAAUAGCGGAAAUCGAAGACAUGCAGCCUCGACAGUUUCGUGUUUUCACGGCCGACUCUCUGGAACGGGUCUCCUGCCAGCCUCCUCGCGGACAUCCCGAGCCCGAGGUGCGGUGGGAGUGGGCGGGUCAGCGUGUGCCUACUGAGGGGCGUGUGUUCCAAGAAGGUCUGGAUCUGGUGUUCAGCCCGACACGAGCAGAGGACUCGGGCAUCUACACCUGUAUCGCCCUGAACAAAGCUGGGGAGAGGAAACAGGAGCUCAUGGUCACUGUAGCCUCUCCACCUGAAUGGGUGCAGAAGCCAGAUAUAGAGAGCCAACUGCAAGAGGGGCAUGCUGGGUAUUUACACUGUUACACCCAUGCCACGCCUGACCCUGUGGUCACCUGGUAUCGCAACAUGCAACCAGUCAGUGCCGAGGAUGCACGUUUUAAACAAUUCUCCAAUGGAACCCUGCGUAUCAACAGUGUGGAAGUUUAUGAUGCCCAUGUGUACAACUGUGAGAGUAAAAACGAAGCAGGGAAACUAAAAGCCUCCGCCAAAGUCACUGUACUGGAGCGGCUAAAGUUCACCCCGACGCCACGGUCCUUGCAAUGCCAGGAGCUGGAUAAGGAGGGCAGCCUGCAGUGUUCUGCCAAGGGUCGUCUGCCUCCUACCAUCCUCUGGAGGAAAACUGAUGGCAGUGAGCUCCCUGCUUGGGUGGAACAGAAUGGAGGCACUCUGCUUUUCUCCAAAGUGACACGGGCAGAUGCAGGCAACUACACCUGUGUGGCCUCCAACAGCCUGCAAGGAGAGAUCCGUGCUGUGGUCCAGCUCACUGUCGCAGUGUAUGUGGCAUUCAAGCUGAAGCCAGAGAACACUACUGUGUAUCAGGGUCACACUGCUGUGCUGCACUGCCAAGCCACAGGAGAUCCUUCACCCUUCAUCCAGUGGAAAAAGAAAGACAAAUUCCUUGAGUCCAACAAGAGCAGGUUCCAGACAAUGCCCAAUGGCUCUCUGGUUAUUCAUGAUGUCAGUACAGAGGACACAGGCAGCUACACCUGCAUUGCUGGGAACAGCUGCAACAUCGCGCACACAUCUGCAGAGCUCUAUGUUGUGGAGAAGCCAGUGCAGCCCUCUCUGGCAGAUGAUGAGAGAGCUCCCUACAAGAUGAUCCAGACUGUCGGGUUAUCUGUGGGCGCAGCUGUUGCUUACAUCAUUGUCGUGCUUGGCCUCAUGUUCUACUGCAAGCAAAGACGCAAAGCUAAGAGACUGCAGAAGAGCCAGGACAAAGAGGAGCCCGAGAUGGAGUGUCUCAAUGGGGGUGCUGUGCAGCAGAAUGGCCAAACCACAGCGGAGAUUCAGGAAGACAUGCUGCUAAACGCCAUGCCUUCUACUGGGAACAACAAACGCCACAGCACUCAAGACAAACUUCAGUUCCCCCGUGCCAGCCUGACCGCCAUCACAACUCUGGGUAAGGGAGAGUUUGGUGAGGUGCUCCUGGCCAAGGUGAAGACCAGUGAGGAUGAGGAAGAAACGGCGGUUCUAGUGAAGAGUCUGCAGGCCAAAGAUGAGCAGGUGCAAUCAGAUUUUCGAAAGGAAUGCGAGAUGUUUGCUAAACUCAGCCACCAGAACAUCACACGUCUGCUGGGUGUGUGCAGAGAAGCAGAGCCAUACUACAUGAUCCUGGAAUACACCGAUAUGGGUGACCUGAAACAGUACCUAAAUAUCUCCAAAAGUAAAGAUGAGAAAGUGAAGGUGCACCCACUCGGCACCAAGCAGAAGGUGUCGGUGUGUCUGCAGGUUGCUCGUGGGAUGGAGCAUCUUUCCAACCAGCGCUUUGUCCACAGGGACCUGGCUGCACGCAACUGCCUCAUCAGUGCCAAGAGACAGGUCAAAGUGUCUGCGCUGGGCCUUAGCAAAGACGUCUACAACAGUGAGUAUUACCAUUACCGUCAGGCCUGGAUUCCCCUGCGUUGGCUUCCAUCCGAGUCUGUGUUUGAGGACGACUUCUCCACAAAGACAGAUGUGUGGUCUUUUGGUGUGCUCAUGUGGGAGGUCUUCAGCUUCGGAGAGCUUCCCUAUGCUGACUUGACUGACGACAAGGUCCUGGAAGGCCUUCAGGCAGGGACGCUGAAGCUGUCCCUUCCGCACAGCUGUCCAUCCCGCAUCUACAAGCUGAUGCUACGCUGCUGGGCCUCCAGUCCCAAAGACAGAGCGUCCUUCAGCGACAUUGUCACGGCCCUCAGCGACCUUCCCUCUGAGAGCAAAGUGUGAGCAAGGGUUCGGCUGCUAGGACUAUCAAGUCCGUAGUCUUUAGCUGUUAAGAAGCUUCAGUCUCUUCCUUCUCAGAGGAAAAACGGACUGUUUCUGAACAAUGGCUGGAUCUUGUGUGUUUUUUGACUCUCUUUUUCUACUUAUUGAUACAGCCCAUGUGUGGAGUUUGAGGAAGUUACGUUAUAUGCUGGAAUGAAUGAACAGCAGAAAUAAGAAUGAAAUUAAAGGCUACAUGUUCUGAGCUACGUUAAUGGAAAUAACCAUCAUUUCACCUCUGCUCCUCGAGCAGGAAGAGAACCUGUACACUCUCACCAAGUGCAUUUGUUAUAUAGACUCUUAAUACCAUGCACUGAUCAGUUUUUUUUUUUUUUGUAUUAUAGAAGGAUUGUUCCAGGAACCUCGUAAUUUAUUUUAAAGGUCCUGUUUUUUUUUUUUAAAUGUUUGUACUGUACAGAAAGGUACUGUUUAUAUUCAUCAUGUUAUUUGUUAGCUUGUUUUUCUUUUUCAUUUUUGAAAUCCAGACGAAAGCUGGGUUUGAAAAUGUUGAAAGAUUAUAUACCUGACUAGAGGUCACUGAUGUGAUAUAUAAAUUUCAGCUGAAGUCCCUGUAAGAUGAAGGAUAGCCUUAGUACACACCGAAUGCUGUAUCUUUUUAUGUUUUUAUACAUUAGUUUUGUUUUCCAGUUACUGUUACAAAUAUACACUUGUUGGUUUUGAUAAUUUCUUGGAAAAAAAAACCUGUGAGCCACAGAAACUAGCAUAUAAUGUGCUAAUAUAAUAAAGGUUCAUCUUUUACAAAGAA
Neoarius graeffei (lesser salmon catfish) is the source of this 4419-nucleotide messenger RNA. It is a transcript of the gene ptk7a, whose product is annotated as protein tyrosine kinase 7a. Gene Ontology annotation, cellular component: axon; plasma membrane; neuronal cell body. Lineage: Eukaryota; Metazoa; Chordata; Actinopteri; Siluriformes; Ariidae. The record is from RefSeq and is a predicted model, not a curated record. Gene Ontology annotation, molecular function: axon guidance receptor activity; ATP binding; protein tyrosine kinase activity. Gene Ontology annotation, biological process: homophilic cell-cell adhesion; protein phosphorylation; synapse organization. The transcript is spliced from 22 exons. Bases 342 to 3617 code for a protein of 1091 amino acids.